AUGGCUGCGCGGGAAGUGGACCAACGCUUGCGUGGGAUGCUGGAGCCCCUCCAGCAGCAGGAUCCAGAUAUUUCCCAGAUCGUGACUUACUCAAAGUUUGUGGUUGCCUACUUCCUGCAGCAAGAUGGGCAAAGCCCUGGAUGGCGAAAGGCCAACAUUGAAGGACCAGUGUACCUCGUUCGUCGGAAAACCGUGCCUUUGUAUCAGAUUAUAGUCAAAAAUCAGUUCAGCACCAGCGACCUCAUUGACAACCUGCACCCAGAGUGGGAAUUGGAUUGUCAAAAGAACUACAUCUUCUACAAGAUUGAAGAUCCGUCGAAGCAGAUUCGUGGACUUUGGUUCCACAACGAUGCGGAGCGCGUAAAGAUCGAGAACAUGCUGGAGCAGACGAUGGAAGAGAUUCGGAACAAGGGUAUGGAUGUCCAACCUCCGACGAAGCAGGUAGCGGCCCAGCCACCACGACUCGGUGAAUCUGCAGCGAAUGGUGACACACAGUCCGCUGAUGGCGUGCUGGUUACGAAAGAGGGGGUGCGCUCAGCACUUCAUGCGAUGGCUGAUGAUGAUGCCUUCUUGGAAACGAUCAUGCAGAAGCUGAAGCUGAAAUCAGGUGCGUGA
Molecule: messenger RNA, 615 nt
Organism: Symbiodinium natans
Lineage: Eukaryota; Dinophyceae; Suessiales; Symbiodiniaceae
Source: the annotation of a GenBank genome assembly